AUUCGACUGCUGCAAGUGAAAAAAUAAAAAGAAAAAAAGUUGAGAAAACAGGCAAGCGAGCGAAAAACGGAUAUAUCCAAACUACACCCUUUGAUGACUCCGAUCAAAAGACUUCAACACCCCGUUCAUAUGAUAAAUAA
Molecule: messenger RNA, 140 nt
Organism: Ambispora leptoticha
Lineage: Eukaryota; Fungi; Glomeromycota; Glomeromycetes; Archaeosporales; Ambisporaceae
Source: the annotation of a GenBank genome assembly